Candoia aspera is the source of this 840-nucleotide messenger RNA. It is a transcript of the gene CLDN20, whose product is annotated as claudin 20. The record is from RefSeq and is a predicted model, not a curated record. Gene Ontology annotation, cellular component: plasma membrane; bicellular tight junction. NCBI's taxonomy places the organism in Eukaryota, Metazoa, Chordata, Lepidosauria, Squamata, Candoiidae. The transcript has a single exon. The coding region runs from base 64 to 723 and encodes 219 amino acids. Gene Ontology annotation, biological process: bicellular tight junction assembly; cell adhesion. Gene Ontology annotation, molecular function: structural molecule activity.
AGUAACACAGGUUUACAGCAACAGGAAAGAAACAAGCAGACAAAGGUGACAGCAAAUCUCAUCAUGGCAUCAGCCGCUCUGCAGUUUUUUGCUUUCAUCCUAGCCUUGUUUGGUGCUUUUGGUGCGAUCACAGCCACCCUGUUGCCCAACUGGAAGGUGAACGCAGACACGGGCUCAAACAUAAUCACAGCCAUCACUCAGAUGCAAGGGCUCUGGAUGGACUGCACAUGGUACAGCACUGGGAUGUUCAGCUGCACGCUGAAAUAUUCAAUCCUCUCUCUCCCUGUUUACAUCCAGGCAGCAAGAACCACCAUGAUUUUGUCCUGCAUUCUCUCCAUUUUUGGGAUCUGUAUCGCCACAGUGGGGAUGAAGUGUACCCUCCUGGGAGGGGACGGAGACACCAAAAACCACACGUCACUUGCCGGAGGAAUCUUCUUUAUUUUGGCCGGAAUAUCUGGCUUGAUACCAACAGCCUGGUACACAAAUGAGAUUAUUUCAAAAUUUCUGGACCCUACUAUCCCGGAAAGCAGUAAGCAUGAACCAGGAGGAGCAGUUUACAUUGGAUUUAUUUCAGCUGGACUUCUGCUUGCUGCAGGUGCCAUCUUUGGCACUUCCUGUUUUAAGAAACAGCAGAGAGCAUGGAUUUAUCCUACCAAGCAGCAGGACCUACACCUAACUGCCCAGCAAGUGGACACAGGCUACAGCCUGAAGGACUAUGUGUAAAUACAGUGAUGGACCUGUCUAUCGAGGUUGUUUUUGGUAGUCUUGCUUUUAUAACAAUGCUGUUGAUGCAAGCCUUAUAAUUACAUUGGAUGAGGUAUUUCUUUAUCUAUUAAAAAA